AUGGCCGUGCGGACCAUCGUUGUCGUCUGUGCUAUUCUCGUGGGAAUAUCCAUUAUAACAAGCAGUGCUAAGCCUGAUCUAACUCAUGCUUACUGCAGGAUUGUAUGGUUGCUUGGUGUACCCUGUGAACGGGUGUCUUUCGCUAUAACAACUCAAAUCAAAGCAAUGGCCUCAUACAAGCUAGUGGGCCCAGCAACUGCAAGUUUGAUCCAAGCCAACCACACCUCCGGGUCAGGACAGUAUGAAAGUGUCAACUUCACCAUGAUUGGGACAUCUAUGGGGAUGGGCUGUCAUAUUGAAGGGUCUUCCAUGUCCUCUUUCUGGUACAGCCUCUUUGAUAAUGGCACCAACUACUGCAACCUUCACAAUGUUAUUGAAGGAAGUGGACUUUCCCAGGCUCCAGGAUUUGUUGAAUUCACAAAUGAAUGGCUUUGCCUUGGAGUUGGAAUUUCAUCCUGCAACUGA
This is a messenger RNA of Knipowitschia caucasica, 465 nucleotides long. NCBI's taxonomy places the organism in Eukaryota, Metazoa, Chordata, Actinopteri, Gobiiformes, Gobiidae. The record is from the annotation of a GenBank genome assembly.